Diversispora eburnea is the source of this 930-nucleotide messenger RNA. Lineage: Eukaryota; Fungi; Glomeromycota; Glomeromycetes; Diversisporales; Diversisporaceae. The record is from the annotation of a GenBank genome assembly.
AUGGCAACCGCAACCGAUUUUGCUGACGUUGACGGCUGGAUUCAACAUCUUAUGCAAUGUAAACAGCUGCCAGAAGCUGAUGUAAAGAGAUUGUGCGACAAGGCUCGGGAAAUCCUUAUGGAAGAGUCUAAUGUGCAGCCCGUUAGAUGUCCUGUAACAGUUUGUGGAGAUAUCCAUGGCCAAUUCCAUGAUUUAAUGGAACUUUUCCGUAUUGGAGGAAAUUCCCCAGAUACCAACUAUUUAUUUAUGGGAGAUUAUGUUGAUCGUGGUUACUAUUCGGUUGAAACAGUUACUCUACUUGUCGCUCUUAAAGUCAGAUAUAGAGAUCGCGUUACAAUUCUUCGAGGGAAUCACGAAUCUAGACAAAUAACCCAAGUUUACGGAUUUUAUGAUGAAUGCCUAAGAAAGUAUGGUAACGCAAAUGUUUGGAAGUUUUUUACCGACCUAUUCGAUUUUCUACCUCUAACAGCAUUGAUUGAUGAACAGAUUUUUUGUCUUCAUGGAGGUCUUUCUCCAUCAAUUGAUACAUUAGAUCAUAUUCGAUCAUUAGAUAGAAUUCAAGAAGUUCCACACGAAGGUCCAAUGUGUGAUUUAUUAUGGUCUGACCCAGAUGAUCGAUGUGGUUGGGGGAUUUCGCCCAGAGGUGCUGGAUAUACCUUUGGGCAAGACAUAUCAGAAGCAUUCAAUCAUAAUAAUGGACUAACAUUGAUCGCUAGGGCUCAUCAAUUAGUUAUGGAGGGAUAUAAUUGGUCACAAGAUAGAAAUGUCGUCACAAUCUUCAGUGCUCCAAAUUAUUGUUAUCGAUGUGGUAAUCAAGCUGCUAUUAUGGAGAUAGAUGAACAUUUGAAAUAUACUUUUCUACAAUUCGACCCCGCUCCAAGAAGAGGAGAACCACAUGUAUCUCGUAGAACACCUGAUUACUUCUUGUAA